Molecule: messenger RNA, 2058 nt
Organism: Auanema sp. JU1783
Lineage: Eukaryota; Metazoa; Nematoda; Chromadorea; Rhabditida; Rhabditidae
Source: the annotation of a GenBank genome assembly
AUGCAUUUCUUUUUAUUGAAUAUUAUACUUUUCUUCACUAUAGCUGCAAGAUCAUUAGGCUUCAACGAUGACAAUUUUUGGGAAAACCCUGUCGAGAUCGAAGAUAUCCGGAAUGAUAUGAUAACAGCUAGUUGGAACAUUCCUUCUGAAUUUUCGAAUCAAACGACUUGGCAGCGUUUGAUGAUAAACGUUGUCCGAAGCUCUCUUCCUUCGUCAAGAGCUUCUGUUUCCAUUAAAGUGAACGAAAAUCUCAGAACGUAUACAUUUACUGAUUUAAUGGGCAACACUACGUAUAGAGUCUCUGUUGAAGCUUUUGACGAUGCUGGCAGCAUAUGGUAUGCAAGUAACAUGGCCACAACAAGUUUAGCAUCGCUGAAUUGGAUGCCAGCUCCUUCGGAAAUUACCUUGAUAGGAAAAACAAGUACAUCUCUUAGUAUUUGGUGGGUCGCUCCUGAUUCUCACGAUGUUAGCCGAAAUGUAGUCAUCAAUCAGCAUUUGCUCAAUGUUUAUGAAUUCAACACUGCUUCAAAAACUGUCAGCAAGAAGUUCUCGUUUAAUAUUCCCAUUCCAAAAACAUCAUUUCUGGUCAAUAAGCUGAAUCCAGGAACUGUCUACAAUUUGACUAUUCAGGCUGGGACCAGUUAUGGGUAUGGGAAUACUGUUUGGUCUACCUUCUCUACUUUGGGCUCUGAUCACGAAGAAAUUGUUCUCAAAUUGGCUCAAAGAACUCCGAAUUCGUUGACUCUUACAUGGCCAACGAAAUGGUUACCAACACCUACAUCCCGAUUCACAAUCAAAGCAAAAACAAUUCACACGCCUGGAAAUGUUGAAAAAGAAGUAAUGGUGGCAGGAGUAGGUGAGCCCGGACGACCUAAUGAAUUUGCUCUGAGGAAUCUUUAUCCUGGCUCGACUUAUAACGUCACUAUAACGACUAACAUUCCCGAAAGCUCUAAGAAAGAAAAUAAAUGGGUUGGAGGCCCAAAACGAAAAGCAUCUUGGUCAGUCUUCUCUACUCUUACCCAAGGAGAGUAUGCUGUUGGAGAUCCUCGCAUAGUAGUUGAAACAGAUACCGCUAUAUCUGUAGUAUUUCAACCUUUGAGACAGUUGGGCGACGUUCAUUACCAGAUACGUUAUUCAUCUCCUGAAAGUUCACAACCGAUUGAAACAUUGGCUUUACGUGAGAAUGAAUUACUUUGUCCCAAGUUUGGUUGUGAGUGGUUAUGUGCUCUUAUUUUCAACUUCCAAGGAAGGCAGAGAGAUUUUACAUUCGAAGUUCGCGCGAGAGUUGAUGGCGUUUGGAACAAAUGGGUUUCUAUUGUAAGGAGACCAUGGAACUUGUUGGAGAGAGUUUGCUCAAUCAACCCUCCCAACUCUUUCGUAGCAAAUAUCGGAAAACCUGAUUAUCAAAGAGAAAUUGAUGUUUCCAGUGCUAAAGCUCCAGCUAUAGCAGACACAUGGCGUUAUUUAGUAGUUGUGGACAGUCGGCAAUCGGACUAUUCAUCAAUAGACAUAGCAAAACUUGCUGACAAAGCUACAGCUGAUAUAGACAAUAUACCUUAUUAUGUUGCUGGCUCUAUCUCUCCUGAUGAUGUCGAAAACAAUAUACCAUUCAGGUUGGGUGACGGCCUAGUUCAUGGAGGAUAUCUAAAUUAUCCUCUGCGUGACAGAGAGGUUGAUCCCAGAUGGACGCUUGUUCCUUUAUCUCAAGCAGAGAAUGAGAUAAUGGAGCCUCGUUUGAAAACGUGUGGCUUUGCUGAGGAUGGUAGCUUCGAUUGCCAAAUGUCUUUUUUCGAUUUGGCCAAACACAUACCGCUUUGGGCUACGACACUUUUGAGCAUUUUGAGCAUAGUGUUGGUGUUUACAUUCUGUAUCUCGCUGAUAGUGUUUGGUAGACGCAUGUGUGAGAAAAAAAACGAAAUGAAAGAAGCUUCUAUUAUGUACUACCACAAUGAUUCGCCAAAUACUAGUUCAACUACAAGGGAGUACCGUCGAGUAGAACGAAGAGAAUUUAAACCUUCCGAUUUCGAAGAGAGGAGGAAGUUUAUGAAUGAUGAAUGA